Molecule: messenger RNA, 1287 nt
Organism: Pygoscelis adeliae (Adelie penguin)
Lineage: Eukaryota; Metazoa; Chordata; Aves; Sphenisciformes; Spheniscidae
Gene: TMEM186
Product: transmembrane protein 186
Exons: 1
Coding region: 119-733 (204 amino acids)
Cellular component (GO): mitochondrion
Source: RefSeq, a predicted model, not a curated record
GCUCUGCAGAAUUAGGACUAACGUCUGCACGGCACCAUCUUUUGGGAGAUGUCUACGAAGUGAGCUCUGGACAAGGUGCUGGAAAAAGGAAGAUGCUCGCCCACCCUGGUUUUUUGGUAUGUGGGAGCGUUUGCAGUCACAAAACCAGCGAGUUACUGGUGUUAAUAAUUAUCUUGGGAGACAGCGAGAGCCAUCUGUGUGUCUGUGCCAUUCGUCCCCUGCUGCUGUGGUCCGACAAAAGGCUCUGGAUGAGAAGACAGAAGAGUUCAAACUGGUCUACAGGUUUCCGGGGAUUAAGUACUGCAGGGUGCUGUCCAGACUGAAGCUGCUGCAGACUGCCACCACCAUGGUCAUGCUGCCUCCCAUCUGCUACCUCUAUCUGCAAGACCAGGUUUCUCAGAAUAUCCUCUUGUAUACAACGGGCAUUGCGUUCUUUGCUGGUGCAAUGUUGUAUGGUAUGAGCUACUUUUUGAGACGAAUUAUUGGAUUAAUCUACUUAAAUGAAACUGGCCGUACUGUCAAAGUGGCCCACUUGACGUUUUGGGGAAGACGCAAUGACAUUUACUGUCCCGUAGAGACAGUGAUGCCUUUGGAUGAAGCUGGAGAUAGCAAGGGGGAGGUACUUCUCCAGUUCAAACGGUAUAAUAGUACAGAUAUUUUAUAUUUUACGAUUAAGUUUGGCCAGAUUGUAGAUAGACAGAAGUUUACCCAAAUAUUUGGAGGAUUUGAGUGAUACAGCAGCUAAUUUCCAGUGAUUUUCCCUGUUGCCUGUUCAUUGUGCUUAUUCUUCUGUGACGUUUAGUUUACCAAACUGACAUACCUCUGUCAUUUUCCUAUGCAAAGCCUGCUGGUAAGUGCACUCAGUGUAGAAAGUAGAAAUGGUAAAGAACAAUCCACUGGAUUAAAUGUCUUUGCAGCUUGUUGAAGGUGUGAGCAGGGUCUCUUCCGCGUUGGAUACAGUGACGUGCAUGGUGCGCCGUCACCAGCAGUUCCAAGUCUAAACUGUCCUAUGUGGAACGUGCAGUAGGGGGCUGAAUUCCUGAUGCUGACCCUGACUGUUUCAGCUGGCCUCUUCGAUUGUUUUUGAACGGGAAAAACUCUUGGAAGUGAAAUGCGGUAACUCUGCCAGAGCGUCCUCACUUUAAAUUCAUUGUUUCUUUUAGCGAAUUUUAGGUUGACUGGGAAGCCUCUUGAAAUGAAAACUUGUCUCAUCCAUACAUGUGAUAAAUAAUGCUGAAUGUCAGAGAUACACACGCUCGUGCGUUAAUAAAAUGGAGGUAACUGAAA